Messenger RNA from Symphalangus syndactylus (siamang), 3664 nucleotides. It is a transcript of the gene FLYWCH2, whose product is annotated as FLYWCH family member 2. The record is from RefSeq and is a predicted model, not a curated record. Lineage: Eukaryota; Metazoa; Chordata; Mammalia; Primates; Hylobatidae.
ACUGGACCAAUGGCGCGGAUGAGGCUGCUGCGUCGUGAAGGAUGCAGAGCUGAAAGCAAGGCAGUGGCUUCCAUGAGCCUAAAUACCUUCCCUCCGCACGCUCGGUAUCGCGACGGCGGAGAGCAGAACCAUUAAACAAAUGCUCCAGUUUUCCCCGCAGAGAGCCGGAGUCAAAUCCGUGAGGAAGCCCGGGGAUCGCAGUAAAGCCCAACCCACUGGUGCUAGGAGAACCUCGCCGGGGACCCGGAUCCAGGCCGCAGGUUCCCCGAGGCUCCGCUCCUGACGGCGACACCCAAUCUCGGGUGUCCCCGCCCCCUUCCUGAAUUUUGGCCCCGCCUCCGCCCUCCGAUUGGCCGAACGCCAGCUCUACGCCGCACGGGCAAGACGAGGAGGAGCGGCCCCCGCCAGAAGACAGAGCACCCGCGGCCUUGCUGCGCAUGCUCGCGCUGUGACCCCGGCUUGAGGUAACGGCGCGAGCUGAGGCGGGGGCCCUUGGCGCGGAGGCUGAGGGACCCGCCGCGGCGCUGUCGCCGGAGAGGGAGGGCACCGCUGCCAUCGGCCAGAAGCCGAGGAGCCCUCAGUGACCGUGGGAUCCACGACAUCUCCACAUCGCUGUCCCCACCCAGCCAGGGCAGCGCCAGCACCAGCUCAGACGCAAGGACGGAACCACUGGACUCCACGUUCCUUGCCUGGGAGUAGGAGAAAUCCACCUGCUGGGGGCUGAGUGUGGCCUGAGGGACAGGCCCUGGGUCCCGGGAUGCCCCUGCCCGAGCCCAGCGAGCAGGAGGGUGAGAGUGUGAAGGCCGGCCAGGAGCCAUCCCCCAAGCCAGGCACAGAAGUUGUCCCAGCAGUCCCCAGGAAGCCCAGAAAGUUCUCCAAACUGGUCCUGCUCACAGCCUCCAAAGACAGCACCAAGGUGGCGGGGGCCAAGCGCAAGGGCGUGCACUGUGUCAUGUCCCUGGGGGUGCCCGGCCCUGCCACCCUUGCCAAGGCCCUCCUCCAGACCCACCCCGAGGCCCAGCGGGCCAUUGAGGCAGCCCCUCAGGAGCCUGAGCAGAAACGGAGCAGGCAGGACCCAGGUGAGGCUCCACAGCGGCCCCCCAGGACAGCUCGGCACCUCCCAGGGUGGCCCCACAGCCGCGCUGGCUCCAUCAGGCCCUUCUCCCUGUCGUGCGGGUCCUCGUUCCCUGACUUUGACCACGUGUGGAGAGCAGUGGCGCAGGGGUUAGGGCAUAGGCCUGGGCAUCCCCUGACCUCCAACCUUGCCUCUGAGCAGCCUUGCCUCUCUGCGUCUGUUCCCCACUCUGGAAUGCGCUGCCCACUGGCUCCUUCACAAGGGAGCCUCUGAGAGUUCGGUGGGGCCCACAGGCAGCUGCCGUCAGCUUCAAGGUCUUGGCUCACAGCUGCUCGAUGAGGGUCUCUAAGGCCAGGGGCUUGAUGGGUCACCUUUCCAUAUGUUCUAGAAAGCUCCUUUUGUCUCGCUCACCGUUCAGUCACUUAGUAACAUCCACUGAACAGCAGCUGUGUGCAGGCUGGGCUCUGGAGACUUGAGGCACGCAGGAUGAGACCCCCAGCAGACCAAGGCAGUGACCUCAGCCUGGCUCUCCAGGACUGCCGGUGUCCUCCCUACCUCUGCGCAAGCAAUCACCCCCCCACCAAACCUCCAGGGAGAUACAGCUCGGGGCUCACAGGUCCCAUGGGGGAGUGGGGCUGGGGGUGUGGCCCUACCUGCUGUGGGCUGGCUGGAGGUGAUGGGGCAGGUUCAUUCCCUGUGCUUUACUGUGGGAGUGAUGGGAUGGAUGGAGGCACUGAGCGUCUUCAGCCCCCGCUCCCACUCCCCAGGGCCCUUGGCUCUGCCCCUGCUGUGUACUAGACCUUUCAGCUAGAUGUGGGGGACAUAGCCAGGUGGGGCAUGGUAGCAGAGAUGGGAUGAGAGCAGGGCUGCCCCUUUCCCUGCACCCAGCUCUCUCUGAGGUGGCCCAGGCCCUGCCCUGCUGUCCCCUGCAGGAGGACAGGUCCCCUCCUGGCCCCACAGCAGGUCCUCAGGACCACAGGUCCUGCCUCUGGGCUCUACCAGGGCAGGCAGCGGUGGGGGCAGGGCCCUAGGCAGCAGAGGAAAUGGGCUGGGUACACCUUUUGAAUUGGAAGUUCUGGAGAGAUGGGGCAGGGGGCUGCCCAGUGGGUGGGAAGAAGAUGAGUUAGGGUUUCUUCCCGACUGGGAGUGGGCUCUGCCAUGCCCUAAGAAGAAGAAAAGUCGUAGCAGGUGGCCUUGGCUUGUGACCUCUGAACAGGUGGUCCCUGGGGUCAGCCAGGGUACUCAGCCUGGCAGCCCAUUGUAAGAAAAGGGGGUGCUCUUAGGGUUCCUUCAGUUUGCUGGCAGUGCAGGGACCCUGCCUCACUGAUGGAAAUUGAGGGUGAGUGGCCUGAGGUCACAGAGGGUCACAGCCCCACAGCCUCUCUAGGGCUGAGACCCAAGAAUGCUUGAGAUGGUGGUUUCUGCAGCCACAGGCUUGGAGCUUUCAAGGAACCUAAUGGACCCCUCGACUUCCAUUCCUCUGCUGGAGUCUCAGGCCUGGUGCGAGCAGUGCUCCGGGACUCAGAGGGACCCCGUCCUCCCAGAGCCGGCGGGAAUGCCUGGCUCUCACUGCGAAGCCCCCACCAUCCAGUCCUGCUCUGAGAGCCUCCGCGUGUCCCCCUGGCUUCUCCUGCCAGCCUUGGGCAGAGGGUGCAGUCCCCAUGGCCUGUGGGAGGCAGGGCUCAGAGGAGUGAAGUCACCACCCUGACGCCACCAGGAGGUCCCUGCAGAGGGGGUUGGAGUCUGGCUCAGGGUCUGUUACACCUGAGCUCUGUGGAAUGAGACCAUCUCAAGGUCCUCCCAGCCCCUUUGAGACUCCUGCUCACUGCUGGGAUCCAUCUAGGCCUGGGGCCAUGGUGCCUUUGUGAGAAUUGGAGGGCAGCCAUCUUCACCAGGUGAAAGGCAGAGCAGGGCUCCAUCAGGCGCCAGGGGUCCCGCAGGCAGUCACCCUCAGGCAUCGACCACCCCCACCUGCCAAGUCCUCCGUCCUUCCAUCCCCACCCCAGGUCCAGCAGAGGUGAUGGCUGCGCUUCCCAGUGCUCCACACAAACUUGGCCUCAAGUUUCCUGGAAAUGACUUUAGCAGCUUUUGUGGCCCUGGGCUGGUGGCCUUGGGAGCAGCGUCCAUGAGUGGCAGUCACUUCUCAGUCAGGCAAAGGCUUCUGGCCCUGGAACAUUGGCUGGUUGGGGUGAGAGUGAGGCCUAGUAGACCCCCAACAGCCAAGCUGAGCCCUCCCUUCUCCACUGACACCAGCCUGAUCCACCCUCUUCUCUUGCAGGUGCAGACAGAACAGAAGACAGUGGAUUAGCAGCGGGGCCUCCUGAGCCUGCCGGGGAGAACUCUGCCCCCUGCUCUGUGGCGCCCCGCAAGUCCCUGUAACCUUGACAACAGGCGCAUCCUCCCAGGCCACCAACCCAGCUAUAGGCUCUUCUCUGUCCGCAGGGCUUCUGGGGCCCAAUCGGUGAAUCUUUGCUUUCAGCAUUGUAUAAUUUCUUUCUUUCUUUUUUUGUUUUUUUUAGAUCAAGUGUAAGUUACUUUUGUAAGCAGAAAAAUACUUUCAAACAAGAAUAAAAGAAGCUGUUCGCUAGA